GUUAUAAUAUAUCCAAUACAUUGUUAUACUAUCGACGACAUUAUGGCUGCUUCAUUCUCAAGCAUGCUCAUUAUUCCCUCUUCCAAAAUAAGCUACGAAGCUAGCUUGGGAGGAUUAAGCUUCCACAACUUCCUAACAGCAAAAUCACCACCUCUGAAGCGAAACCAAAAGUCAAUAAAAGUUGUUACACGCGAUAACCACUCACCCCUGGUCGACGACCUCAUGAUAGAAGUACAAGAACAUGAACAUGAACAUGCAACGCUGCAUCAGAAAGAUCUCUCAGAAAUGUGGCGCCAAAUCCACGGUGAGAAGAACUGGGAAGGGCUUCUAGAGCCCAUGGACCCUCUUUUGAGGUCGGAGGUGAUCCGCUACGGCGAGCUGGCGCAGGCCUGCCACGACGCCUUCGACUACGAGCCAUUCUCUAGGUACUGCGGCACAUGCAGGUUCGAGGAGGAGAAGUUCUUCUCCUCCCUGGGCAUGACCCAUCACGGAUACAAGGUGACGCGCUACAUCCACCUCACGGCCAACACCGACUUCCUCCUAAAGUGGUUGAUUCACUCAAAGUGGCCAACGGCGAUGGGGAGCAAGGUGAACUGGGGCGGAUAUGUGGCAGUUUCGAACGACGACACGAGUCGCUGCCUCGGGAGAAGAGACAUCGUGAUUGCAUGGCGGGGGACGACCACACACCUGGAAGGGGAGAAGGACCUCAGGUCUAGCCUCACACCUGUAUCAUCCAAGGGCAUCCCGUGCCACGAUGAUGGGGUUAAGGUCGACAAUGGGUUCUUAGAUAUGUACACGGGUAAAGAUGAGACAUCAGAAUACUGCCAGCACUCGGCGAGAGAUCACGUUCUAAGGGAGGUGAAGCGGUUGAUGGACAUGUAUAGUGAGGAGGAAGUGAGCAUUACGGUGACGGGGCAUAGUCUGGGGAGUGCUUUGGCGAUUUUGAGCGCUUAUGAUAUUGUCGAAAAGGGGUUGGACAGGGGUGUGCCGGUUUCGGUGAUGUCGUUUUCUGGUCCCGCGGUUGGGAACAAGUCUUUUCAUAAAAGGUUGAAGAAGCUUGGGAUAAAGGUGUUGAGGGUGAUCAACGCGAAUGAUUGGGUGCCCUGGUUUUCUCUUUGGUUGCCUCCUUUUCAAUACUACCAUGUUGGAGUGGAACUCAAGUUGGACAACAACAAAUCACCGUUUUUGAAACACGAUGUAGACUGUGCCCAUAACUUGGAGGUUCUUCUGCAUUUGCUCGACGGAUACCAUGGAGAGCGGGGGGAAUUCAUGCUAGCGAGUGAUAGGGAUCAUGCUCUGGUGAACAAGGGAGGUGAUUUCCUGAAAGAAAGUUACUUGGUUCCACCAAACUGGUGGCAAGAUGAAAACAAGGGCUUGAAGAGGAGCUCAGAUGGACGCUGGGUACAGCCUGAGCGAACAAUUGAGGUCGACGGUUACCCUUAAGAUAUGCAUGCAGCAUCACCUUCUCACCCAACUGGGUCUCCAUCUUUUUCAUUUGAUAUAUAUAUAUAUAUAUAUGAAUUAAUUAAUAUAUAUUAUUGGAGGAGGAGAAUGCAUGUGUGUUGCAGUUAUUAUAGUACUAUAUAUUGAUAUACAAGUGUGUAAGGAUUAUUAUUAUGCAUGUUUAUGGUAAGGGUUGCCGCCUUUAUGUUCUGUUUUUUGCGUAUACAUGCACGCUAGCUGCUUAUGCCUUGUUGGUAAUGGAUGUUAACGUUUAUUUAUAUCACCUUAUUAAUUAGGCAUAUGCCUUA
Glycine soja is the source of this 1751-nucleotide messenger RNA. RefSeq names its product phospholipase A1-Igamma1, chloroplastic-like. Gene Ontology annotation, biological process: lipid metabolic process. The record is from RefSeq and is a predicted model, not a curated record. The coding region runs from base 43 to 1443 and encodes 466 amino acids. Gene Ontology annotation, molecular function: glycerophospholipase activity. Lineage: Eukaryota; Viridiplantae; Streptophyta; Magnoliopsida; Fabales; Fabaceae. The transcript has 3 exons.